Haemonchus placei is the source of this 534-nucleotide messenger RNA. Lineage: Eukaryota; Metazoa; Nematoda; Chromadorea; Rhabditida; Trichostrongylidae. The record is from the annotation of a GenBank genome assembly.
AUGUGCCCUAGUUUUGACAGUGUCGGAGAUUGGUUCUCUGACCCCUCAACGACCGCCACCACCGUCGACCAAUUAUCCGGAUCACUACAGGGUGACACUCCGAGUCAACGUGAUAUUUGUGUAGUCUGUCACGAUAAUGCUAGCGGAUAUCAUUAUGGCGUAAUGAGCUGUGAAGGAUGCAAGGGGUUUUUCCGACGCACGGUGCAAAAGAAUAUGGAGUACACCUGCCACAAGGAGAAGACUUGUCCAGUGGAUCGAGUCAGUCGAAAUCGUUGUCAAGCCUGCCGGUUCCAGAAGUGCCUCGACAAGGGCAUGUCGAAGGUUGGUAUCCACCGGGGAAGGUUUUUUUAUGCUCUCCAAAUAAAAAAAAAGUUCUUUUUAAGGAUUUACUACAAAGAGUCGGACACUUUGUUUCGAAGAUCUCGCUCGACAACUCCGCCCCUUUUUCAGAGAACUGUCGAGUUCUUUUUGAUCUCUACAGCUCCUUUUCUUCUAUUUGUGUUUUUUCUCACAGCUCUAAGAGACUUCAAAUAA